UUAUUAACAAAUGCAAGUCAUAGAAAUAUUUAUUGUAGCCUUCGUUUGACAAUAUUUUGUCUUUUAAGCGAUUGGGAUAUUUUUAUCUUCGUUUUGUGUAAAGUAGCCUAUUGCCCGUCAACGAGAGAUUAAGCAAUUGCUGCUUCACCAGAGACCACUGAGAAAGUGUCCUUAAACGUGGUGUGUUGUGUAAGCCCUCUCAGGGCCCCUUUGCUAUUUUUGUGCCUUGGUCCGCGUCACGGUUGGGUAUUUUCUCCGGUGACUGGCUCACAUCAAUAGAUCUUCUAAUGCCUACUCAGUCAGCCAGCCGCGUUUGAUUGAUGAGGUUUUAUACCUUCCUGAUUUUUUUUCUUCUUCCUUAUUUCAGUUUCAUUCAUUAGCCCAAAUAUGCGGAUAAUGGACAACUGGAAUAUACAAUACGAGGAAUGUCACAUGUGACCGGCAAUAUGGGACAAGGGAGAAUACGACUGUCGGGUUUGUAUGAGGGGGUUAUGUUUGAUACCUCGGCGGCUGUUUCUGUGUAUGGGGUGGUUUUUCGGCUAACCACAGACCUUGAGGUUGUCUGCAUUUAAACCAGGCAGUAAUAGCCCACGCUGAUGGUUGUUCUAAAUGCUGUGUACUGGGCACUACAGUAUCAUAUGAUGGGGAUAACACCCCAGUGUCCCAAACAGUGUAAUCUUCUUAUUAUAUUCAUGUAUUUCAUGUCAUCUUAGACACCGUAACUACCCCUUCUAAUAAACGCUAUAGGCUCAGACGUGGGACUGCAGUAUGGAUGUUGUCCAUUUAUACAGUAAUUGCCUCAUUGUUCUCUUGCAGUAUGCUGUAAGCUGUGUGGUGCUUGUUGUUGUUAUUCUGCCAUUCCUCAUCGACUUGGAAAGUGCAUGCACCAUCAGAACCCUCCACCCACAACCAUUCACAACACCAUCCUACCACCCACCUCCUCCACAGUAGCACUCCAGUGUCAGUAUUGUACAAUGGGUUGAUACAGCUCUACUACCUCCACAAGGCAGAGACAGAUUUCUGAAUGGGGGGCUUUGAUGAUGUAUGAGCACACAAAGUCUGCCUGUUGAGUUAACGUGUUGUUCAGUGUUACUUUGUAUGCUCUGGAAGUGUAAGCUUCAUUCCCUCUCUCAGGAGUUCAAAGGUAUUCGUUGUUUGUGGUGGUUUGCUAGAGCUUGUCUUGUCUCUGUCUGCCUCUUUCUCUCCUCUCAAUGCCGAGAAAGGAUGGAAACAGCAAUGAGGUCGUGACCUUGAAGAGAGCAGGCUCCAGGGGUGUACAGUGUUGUCACCUCUGACAUCCCUUACCUCUGUAAACCUCAUCUCUCGGCACCCACUGGCCCAAGCGAGCCACCUUCAUACGCCUUCCCUCUUUCCCUGUCUCUCCAUGAAAGGCCCCCAGAAACAGAAUGGAUGACUGUGGCACAGAGUCUUCUAGAACCGGCGGCGGUGUGAGGCCAUUUGUCACAAAUAUUCGGUGUUGGUUCUCAGGCUUGCAGCUGCUUUUAUCUAGACAUCUUGAGAGUCACCUUGGAUUUCUGUCCUCAGGUUCAUGCCUGGGGAGCUGCUGUAACAAAGACGGAGAGAGAGGAGUGAGAGAGAGAGUGAGAGUGAGAGUUAGAGAGAGAAUGAAAGAGAGAUAGAGAGGAGAGAGAGACGUAGGAUGUCCUAAUUAAGGGGAACUCAGAGGGUUUGAACCAGAUAAUCUUGCAUAACCUCGUUAUAGUGCAUACAGCCUAUGAUACUGAGAAGAUAGAAGUAAUUUUCCUCAGAGACCCAGGCCCCUGCUGUGGAGCUUGUGUGUAAAGGCACUUUAGCUCAACAAUGCCUCAGACUGGCCCUGUAAUGACAGGCACAGACUCCAGUUGUAACUAAAGAUCAUGGAAGGAUGCUACUUGUACAAGACUGAUUUUGGGGCUAAACAAGAACAGAUCCCCUGGGUCUGUUAGUCGCAGGGUUACGGCAAGGAUUGCGUUUUAGUGUGUGGAAAAAAUAAGCCUCACACAGGCUCAAAGCUAACUUAACCAAACGCCAUGUUACGUUGUAAGCACUACACGCGCUUGCACACACGUUCUCACACACACACGCACACACACACACAGUUCUGCAGUAAAUGUAGGGCAUCAGCCAGGGGUAAGAUGAGGUUGUGGAGGUAUUUUAAAGGCUGGUAAAAAGACUGAUUUUUCCAUUCCAUUCCUGCUGUGCACAUUGCUCGUUAUACAUUUUAUACACCACUUUUUGUUUAUUUGAAGGAUUUUAAGAGGGCAAUCAUUUUGAUUAGGAGACUAUUAGCAUGUUUGAUUUGGUUUCUGUCAUAUUAGAUUCUAUUUUAUACUUGAUCUGAGUGCGAAAGAGUAAUAGAGUUGCUUUGUUUAUCAUGAAAGAACUUGGAAUAUUCUAUGAUUAUAAUUAUAUUCUAUUAAGUUAUAUUUUCCUUAGUUUUGUUUGUCUUUACCUGAGCAAUCAUUCUUAGCAUGACUAGCUAGUAUCAUGUUUUUAUCAACUUUUUAAUGUCUCAUUUUACAAAUUAUAAUUUCUCUGUUUCUUUGGUUUCUUUCAGAUGUCCCUGUCCUGCAGCUAAUUCGCAUAUCUGCUAAUAUUAUUAAGAUUACAUAACAGACAUUAUCCGGAAAUCGAUCCUCAAAGAAGGUGACAUUGGAUUAACAGGAGUCACUUGAAACUACAGCUGAAGAGAAAUGCUCUGUGUUGCCCCGGGGGAGGAAUGUUGAACAGAGAAAAAGGACAUCAGAGCCAGCAACUGUUCAGGCUAUAAGAGGAAGCCCCUGGGUGGAUUUAGAGGGGGAGGGACUCGAACCUACAACCUCCGGUGGCUCCAAGUGGAAACACAUGUGCAUCAUCAGAAAUGCCUCUCUCAGGGAAAAGGCAGCAGCCGUUAGAGGAUCAGCGCGCCCCCCAGCCCCUUGCCGCAGGCCAUCGUUACCAUGAGCUACCCUUGUACACUCCUCAGGAAGACCAGUCACUUACCUUCGCCAGACAGAAGACCGUCAGCCAAUUGGCGUCAGUGCCAUCCCUGGGAGGCUGUGGGCCCUCCCCCUUGAGGAAGUCCCCCACUUUAUCCCUGGUCCCCCAGCCACAGGGACCCCAGUCAGGCACAGAGUUGCUAUCGGAGGAAGUGUGUAAGAUAGAGCCGAAACCGCAAAAGCCUGGGAAGUAUGUUUGUGAUUAUUGUGGAAGGGCUUGUGCCAAACCCAGUGUGCUCAAGAAGCAUAUCCGCUCGCACACCGGCGAACGGCCCUAUCCCUGCAUCCCAUGUGGGUUCUCCUUUAAAACUAAGAGUAAUUUAUAUAAACACAGAAAAUCUCAUGCUCACUCUGUCAAAGCUGGAACAGUGCCAUUUUCAGAACUGGGAUCUUACAGUGCCAACAUGGAUCAGGGGUCCCUGGAAGGGGAGCUGUAUUCCGACGCCGAGCAGAGCUCAGACACAGACGAGGACACACUCACCGACUCUCUGUUAGUGGACUCGGAGGAACCAGAUAGUGUUGCCGUGAAAACAUCCCAUCUCAUGGCACAGAAACAGGGAUCCACAAUGACGCCGAUUGAGGACGGCUCAUCCCAGCUCAAAGAAAUCAAUGCAUCUCUUGCUCUAGCUCAGGUCAGCCCUGCAAUCCAAUCUAGCACCAUCAAGCAAAGGCUUGCGCUGCGGCUCUCGGAAAAGAGAAGCAGCGACACUGACCAGUCCCUCUCCCUCCCCAGCCAGUCUAGCAAAGGCAGCACAGACUCUGGUUACUUCUCUCGCUCUGAGAGUGCAGAGCACCAGAGCGGUCCCCCAAACACCAACGCCAAGUCCUAUCAAGAAAUCAUGUUUGGGAAGUGUUACAGACCAAGUCCCAGACAGACGGCUGUUGUGACUUGCAGGGCCAACUCUAGCGAUUCCACGCAUAGAGAGGGGAAGGGUUCAGAGAGGGGGGUAUCCCGUGUUUUCACGCAGGAGAAAGAACUGGUUGAGUCCAUCAAAAUAAACACAAGGUCAUUCACGAGAGAGGAGAUUAAAGAUUCCCAGCUGGACCCUGCCUCUGAUGCCGGGCCUCUCUUCCGGAGCAACUCCAUGCCCACGUCAUCGGUAGCCUGCCUCAGUAUGCCACAAGGCCUGCGAGGCAGCCACUCCUUUGAUGAGCGCACGAGCCCCGGAGGGAUGAGGAGGCUCCGAAGACAGGCUGCCUUCGAACUCUCCGUUCAUGAAAGCCACACCGAGACCGAAAACUUCGCAAACGUGGCUGAGAGCCCCCAGCCCGCACCGUCGGGGAUGGGCGGGGAAGGUCUCUCUGAGACGGUAUCCUGCGCAGCACUUCAGAAGCAAGGGCUGGAACUAGCGACGAGGAAACGUCGGAAGGAGAAAAGGGAGGAGGAGGAUUCUGUGGGGCCAUAUGACAGGCGCUGUGACAUGUCUGAGGAGAGGCAGGACUUAGCCAGGCUUUAUGAAUCACAACAGCUCAGCCGUGGGGCCGGGCACAGCGUGCACACUCAGCUGGACAGACACGACAUGGAGGUCUUAGUCAGCCCUGAAGCCAUAGGAAGAAAGUCUUUAGGUAAUGUAAUUUCUGUCAUUCAGCACACAAACUCAUUAAACAGGUCUCAGUCUGAACCAUAUCAAAGUCAGAGGCAGGACAGCAUUUGUUCACUGCAAACCGCAAAGCACGUUGAAGUGCAGGAGAGACUGAGUAGAGCUGAGAUUAUGAGGCAUCAGUUGAGUGAGUGUAGACUAGACCAGUCAUAUCAAAUGGGCCCCAAGCUAGUCCGCCAGUCCAACAUCCAGGUCCCAGAGAUAAGGGUCACUGUCGAGCCUGACACCCCAGAGAAAGUCCCGGAAGUUCAGGUAAAAGAGCCUGAAAAGCACGUGGAGGAGUUCCAGUGGCCUCAGAGGAGCGAGACAUUAUCUCAGUUCCCCCCCGAAAAACUCCCCCCGAAGAAGAAGAGACUGCGCCUUGCUGACAUCGAGCACUCCUCCGGAGAAUCUAGUUUUGAGUCGGCAUGCACUAGUCUCUCCCGGAGCCCCAGUCAGGACAGCAACUUAUCCUACAGCUCCAGCUUUUCCUUUGACAGAGAGGACAGCUUCAAGUCAGUCUCCCCAGGACGCCCUGAUGAUGGUGGAAAGCCGCUGGAGUUCCUUGCUGUGCCAGGAAGUGGCAACUCCCUCUUGGUCCUGAACCAGCGUCAGCAACAUGAGAUGAGACGCUCCUCGUCUGAACAGGCCCCGUGCAACCUGCGCAGGGAGCUCCCCGAGGCGCGCAGCAUGUCGUUUGACUACGGCAGUCUGUCUCCAACGUCCCGGCUUAGGCAUGGGGGCGUCGCUGGGGCUGAACAAGACCCGAGUCAUUUGGUGCGGCAGGAGUCCUUGAACAUGGACCCUGAAUUCACCCACUUGCGUCUGUUUCCCCAGUGUUACGGCAGCAGCGCUCUGGCGUUGUCAGCGUCCGCCGUGCUUUCACAGCCCCUGCCAGGAUCCGCAACAGGUAACAUCUGCCCUCAGCAGCCCCCCUCCAGCCUGACAGUCCCUGUCAGGAUACAGACACACGUGCCGUGCUUUGGUAGCAUCACGUACACCACCGUGUCUCAGAUUUUGGACAGUCACCACAAGAACCAAGGUGUCGGUUCCACCACAGUCUCUUGUCAGCCCGUAUUAGGUUACACCAGAGGACUUCCCUCUGAGCCACUAACAGUCCAGGUUCUCGAUCUGUCCCUGGCCAAGCUGAAGACAGGCAUCCCUCUAUCCCUGACCUCCAGGACUAUCUCAACCACCAACGCUUCCAGUGGCGGAGCCAGCAAGCGCGUGCUGUCUCCUGCCAGCAGCCUGGACCUGUUCAUGGAGGUGAAACAGCAGAAGCGGGUGAAGGAGGAGAAAAUGUUUGGCCAGAUCGUGGAGGAGUUGAGUGCUGUGGAGUUGGGGAACCGCGGAAUAACUGAGCAAAGGCACGUGUCGGAGUUGGGGAGUGUGUCCUCUCUGGGCUCUCAGGAAGAAUCCCUGGGAGCACGCUUCACCUCAAAGCAGCACAUGCUGACAGAGAGCUGUGAUGUAACAGACUCAGCCAUGGCUCGCUCUCCAGAGGAACCCAGCGCCCGGCCGUGUUCUCUGCAGUAUGCAAGCGACCCCCCAGAGGGUGCCAUGGACACCAAGGUGAAGAUGGAUACGUCAGAGCAGUUGGUGCACAGUCAAGACAUCCUGUUCUCCGACUGCAAAGGCUCCAAAGUGCUACCUCAGUUUGCGAGUCUCGGCACAACAACAGGUGUGAGCUGGUGCUAUCUGAACUUCACCAAGCCCUGCAGCUCCCACAACGCGCCUCUUUCCUCCGUAUACGCUGCCUGGUGCGUGAGCUCGCAUGACCCCAACCCCCCAGACCUCAGCACCUCGGCCUUCCUGGCCCUGUUGCGCUCCAAGCAGACGACAGAUUCCUGCGCCUACACCAUGGCAGCUAUGCAUCAGCCGGGGACGGGGAAAGUGGUGUCCUCGCUCCUCCUGUGGAGACAGAGACUGGAGCAGCUCCAGAGGAAACCAGAGCUGAGAGAGGUGGACCUCCCCUGUGGGAGGAGACCCAAGGACACCAGCUGCAGGGGCAAGGCUGCAAAGGAGGACUGGAAGGAGCGGGAGGCCCCGCCAAAGCAAGCUGCACCCACUCGCAUCAAGAUCUUCGAAGGAGGGUACAAGUCCAACGAGGACUACGUGUACGUGAGGGGCAGAGGCAGGGGGAAGUAUAUCUGCGAGGAGUGUGGCAUCCGCUGUAAGAAACCAAGCAUGCUGAAGAAACACAUCCGCACACACACGGACGUGAGACCGUACGUCUGCAGGGUCUGCAACUUCGCCUUCAAAACUAAAGGAAACCUGACCAAACACAUGAAAUCGAAGGCUCACAUGAAGAAGUGUCUGGAGCUGGGGGUGUCCGUCUCCCUGGACGAUGCAGAGAUACAGGAGUUUGAUGACCUCCAGUCCAAGGCAGGCGGACUGAGUGCAGCCAAGCACCAGUUUUCCGACGCGGACGACUCCGACGGCAUGGACGAUGAGAUUGACGAAAUCGAUGAAGACGAGGAGGAGGAUGAAGAAUACGAGGGGGACUCUACUCCUAAAAUGGGCUCCAGGAGUACGAGCCCCCAGCCCUGUGGCGUUGCCUCUCUGUCAGUCACCGCCACCGCUGUCAUCCACGGCUGCUCGUUCAUCCCCCUGCCAGACGCAGAGUUCCACCCCCAACCCACCUGCAGGAGGACGGGCACCGACCGCAGGAGCAUCCUGGCCGUGGUUGACAAUGACCAGAGAGAGAAACCACAGGAGGAGGACUCGCUGAACACGCUGUCCUCAGACCAGACCUGCUUGCUUUUCGACACCUAUCCUUCCUGUCUGCUGUCACUGGGCUGGGAGUCCCCCCUGCGUGAACCAUCUCCCUCCCGCCUCCGCUACCCCUCCCCCAGAAGAGAGCUCUCCCCUCGAGGACGCUCCUGCUCCUCCCCCCGAUGGGACUCCACCCCCCUGCGGCCCAGCUCUCCCAGCCUGAUCCCCAUCCAGCACCUCUCCCCAGCCUCCAUGGAAAGGCCCCUGUCCCCCGGAGCGGAGCAGGGAGGGAGGAAAGAGCCAUUGGCGAGGGGCCGUCAGAGGGUGGUCCUAAGGGCUGUGUCCCCGCGGCGAGGCUCGCACCAACACAGAGGAGGGGAGAAGAUCAGGCACCAGGUCAAGACUGAGCUGGUCCCACAACCAGAGACCACAGAGAUGGAACUGGAUCAACGGAGCAGCAUACCCCAAAAUCUGUCUGGUCCUGCCGGUUCCCCCCACCAGAACCUCCUCAGCCAUCUACCCCUUCACUCCCAGUUGCAGACCCGGAGCCUCCUCCCUGUGGUUCCCAUCGGUGGGAUCCAGCUGGCGCCUUGCUCCCUGCUCUCCUCCAGCUCAGCCCAGGGUCCCUCUCCAGCUCCCAGCCCCCAGACCAGUGACAGCCCAGGAGGAAGCACUCUGGACGGCUACAUCAGAGCUCAAGACAACGGGGAGGAAGACUCGACCCAGCUGUGUGACAGUCUCUCCCCCCACCAGGACUCCCUUGAGAAUGCCCCGCACCUCACCAUCAACAACAUCAAGCAAGAAGAGAAUGUCCAGACCUGCAUGAAAGCAAUCGCCUCCCUCAGCAUCACCUCAGGGGAUAUUAAGUAGGCCCUCAACAUAGAAACACCCUGGAGGAUGGAUACACCUCCAGUGUGUGUGGGUUUGCUAGAUCCCACAAUCCGCAGAUCCCUCUGCCCAUCCAUGACCUCUUACAUGACCUUUUAAGGCUUUAUCUUGUCCAUGGACUAUCUUUACGGUUAAGAAGCAGCCAUGUUGCUAGGUUUGCUAGAGACUGGUUUGAUUUAUUAAUUCAGAGGCAGGAGUCCAGGGGACGUUUUGUGGGUAAAUGUGCAAUAUGGAAAGAAAUUAAGCUUAAAUAUCCCUUUAUUUGACGUAGUAGUUUGCAUAUAAUUGCACACAAACAUAUUUAUUGAUACAAAUAUCUAUACCCAAUGUGCAUACAAACAAUGUAUGUGUACUUUAAAAAUAGACUGUUGUUUAAUGUAUUCAUAUCGAAUGGUGUAAGGGUGUAAUUGUUAAAGUAAGGAUUUAAUCCUAAGGAAAAUGAAGAAAAGGGUAGUGUCUGUAUUAAAAAAAAACUGUCAGACCAAAUUUUUGUAGACCUGCUUAUUGUGCAAUUUGGUGCUUUUGAAUAAGCCUCAUAAUUAUGUGCCUUUUUAUUUUGCUUAAUUGCCCUGUUUUGUCAUUACUGAGCAAGAAGAAGUGUUUCGGAAGUAAUUUCCAAAGUGUCGGAAGUGAAGUGUUAUUGUCAGUGAGAUUGCUCUUAUCCAUAGCCUUUGAUUUGUGUAAACUAAACUGCUGUUAAGCGCAGCUUGACUUCUGUUCUACAAUCAACGUGAAAUGUUUUACUUUGUUGCGUUUUCUCAGUGUUGUGGUUUAUCUUUGCAAAAGGCAUGAGUUUUGUUAUUGCACAAUUAGAGAAAUGUAAUUAUGUAUAAGAUGUCUUUAUAACAUUAGAAGGUAAGCACUUAUCGAUCCUGGUAUAUAUUUGAGUACUAUUUAUACACUAUAUAAAUAUAUAGAUACCUAUACGUCUGCAUCGGUGAGCAGGCUGAAAUUGCUUUUUAACAGUCAUUGCUUUAUUGGCUUAACCGAUUUUAGUUUGUUUGUAAAGACCAUGGAACUAAUGAAUGUGAAUAUGCACUUUCAUCUAAACUUGGAUGACAAACUGAUUUGGUUGGUUAAGAAGAAGCUACAAUCAGAAUUUAUUCAAAUAUGAGUUUAAACAUUCCAGUUAUUUGAUUGAUUUCUCAUUUUCUGUGCGUGUUCGGCGAGCGAGCUCACAUGCAGGUACGGUAAGCAUCAGGGGCUUGCUUUGUAUUUAUUUUAAGCGUCGCAAAAUGACUAUCAUUACUGUUUUAUGUACUGUAGUAUGAUUAUGUUUAGGUGUCGAAGGUUAGGGUAGGAUGCUUCAGCUCAAAACGUUUUUCACUUAAAUGCAUAUUUACUUUCUGUCAUUUGAUGACUUCAGCUGUGGCGUUGCAUCCGGGAUCUUCUAUGUGAUUUGUUGGUAUCUGUUUGAAGGUAUUUUGACUUCAGUUUAAUGUAAGGACAAAGGGAAACUUCUAUUCAGAAUAACAACCGUCUACUACGACAGGGAAAGAAAAUCACAUUUACAUCUUCAAAAGUAACAAACACUAGUUUGUUCAAUAUUUUGUAAACACAUUUUAUUCCCUCAUGUUUACAUUAUGAAUUACUGGUGUACUUCUCAUUUUAGUUUGAACACAUCGAGUCUUGAGAGUAAUGAUCCAAAUGUUAACAAUGUAUAAUGCCAACAGUGUUCAAUGCUCGUUCUUGAUUAACGGAAAUGGGUGGUCUUCAUUUUCCGUUCCAUUUAAAUUCAAUGUUUGUGACUGUUAAAAUUGUUUUAUUUUGUAUUGUAUUUACGGAACUGGAUUGUGCCUCAUGUUUUCAACACUCCCUGUGCACAUACAGAGAACAGAUUAUUUAUCUCUGCAAUGGCAUUUUAAAGGUACAUUUUGGGGCAUAAUCGCUUGUUUAGUUGUUAAGCGUCAUUAUGGAUAGUACGGAAGGAGUGCCUCUUUUACUCUAAUAGGGAAUUUAUUGUUUGGUGCUCUACUUUUUAAGAUUACAUUUAAAAUUGUUUUAAAAGAAGAUACUCCUAAUC
Messenger RNA from Osmerus eperlanus (European smelt), 10184 nucleotides. It is a transcript of the gene hivep2b, whose product is annotated as HIVEP zinc finger 2b. Bases 2861 to 8143 code for a protein of 1760 amino acids. NCBI's taxonomy places the organism in Eukaryota, Metazoa, Chordata, Actinopteri, Osmeriformes, Osmeridae. The transcript is spliced from 6 exons. Gene Ontology annotation, cellular component: nucleus. Gene Ontology annotation, biological process: regulation of transcription by RNA polymerase II. The record is from RefSeq and is a predicted model, not a curated record. Gene Ontology annotation, molecular function: DNA-binding transcription factor activity, RNA polymerase II-specific; RNA polymerase II cis-regulatory region sequence-specific DNA binding.